Messenger RNA from Salvia splendens (bonfire salvia), 2355 nucleotides. Its product is annotated as protein FAR1-RELATED SEQUENCE 5-like. The transcript has 3 exons. Gene Ontology annotation, molecular function: zinc ion binding. Lineage: Eukaryota; Viridiplantae; Streptophyta; Magnoliopsida; Lamiales; Lamiaceae. The record is from RefSeq and is a predicted model, not a curated record. The coding region runs from base 1 to 2355 and encodes 784 amino acids.
AUGCCAAUCAAUCAGACACCCAUGUCAGACGUUGCACCUAUACAAGACUAUCCUGUCGAGAUGCCAAUCAAUCAUACACCGUCAUCUCCGGAAGACAUAUCCUUCGAUGCUUCAUCACCCAUAACUGACGACAUAGUUGAGUCUGAAGGAACACACACGCCAGUUUGCUCUGACGAAAUUAAACCAUUUAUUGGCCAAAGAUUUCUCAAAUUGGAAGACGCUACUGAGUUUUACAACAAUUAUGCUCGAUUUGGUGGAUUUGAUUCACGUAGAAACGGUUCUAAAAAGUCAGGUGAUGUGUUCACUUGGCUUUAUAUGGUAUGCUCGAGAGAAGGCGAAAGGAAAAUUAAUGAGGAAGGUUUCACUCCAAAACGCAAACGGUCUACGAAGAAGUGCAGUUGUCCGGCAAGGAUUUCCUUCAAAUUUGCUGGUUCGUUGGGUUAUGUUGUUAAUGAUUUCGUAGAAGGACAUAACCAUGAGAUGGUUCAAGCUGAACAUAAGCACUUCAUGAGGUUGAAUCGUUCGUUGGAUUUAGUGCAUCAAAAAUUUAUAAUUGAUUGUGCCAAUGCAAAUAUUGGGCCUACACUUAGUUAUAGAUUAUUGAAGGAGCUGCUCGGUGGAUACGAAUCAGUUGGAUGUACUGUUGGUGAAGUUAGGAAUUUCACGCGUGAUGUCAGAAGGUAUGCCGACGGAUUUGAUGUUCAAAUGUUACUAAAUGAAAUGCAGAAAAAGAAAGAUAAUUGUGAGGGAUUUACGUUUGAAUACGAAAAAGAUUCUGGAGAAAGACUCACGCGACUAUUUUGGUGUGAUGCUUAUUCGAAGAUGAGUUAUCACAUGUUUGGUGAUAUCGUCGCUUUUGAUACAACAUAUUCGACUAACAGGUAUCGCAUGAUUUUUGCACCGUUCACAGGCAAGGAUAACCAUGGCAAGCCUAUCACAUUUGCAGCUGCUUUGUUAGCAAAUGAAGGUACUGAAUCGUUCUCUUGGGUGUUCGAGCAAUUUGUUAAAUGUAUGGGUUCAGCUCCUAAGCUCAUCAUAACCGAUCAAGAUCCAGCCAUGAGAGGUGCUAUUGAGCAGGUAAUGUCAAAUACUAGACACAGGUGGUGUAUGUGGCACAUUAUGGUUAAGCUUGCUGAUAAAGUGGGUAAGGAUCUUAGAGCUGAUGAACGGUUUAAGAAGGAAUUAAAUUCUUGUGUUUGGUCAGAGUUGAUAGAACCUCACGAGUUUGAAGCUGCGUGGAAUGAAGUCAUGAACAAAUAUGGGUUGACGGGUGUAGGUUGGUUUAGAAAAAUGUUUGCAACAAGAAAAAUGUGGGUCCCUGCUUACUUUAGGGACUUCCCAAUGAGUUCAUUGAUAAAAACAACUUCCGUUUCAGAAUCACAGAAUAUGUUUUUCACAAGAUACGGCAAUUCUACAGCGAAUCUUGUUCAGUUCAUCAUGAAUUUCAAUCAUGCAUUGGAUGCCCAAAGAAACAAUAGUGCGAAGCAUGAUUACUUGGACUCGACAACCAUCCCCAUUUUGAAGACGAAGUUGUUAUUUGAGAAACAUGCUUCGACCAUCUUCACUGAGAAUGCUUUCAAAUCAAUUCAAGAGGAGAUGGCUGACGCAUCCUCUAACUGUGGUAUGAAAGGGAUGUCCACGGAGGACGAUAUUCAGUACUACGAGGUUGAUGAUCUAUAUGAGAAGACAUGGACUGUCACAUUCUGUGCAGAUGACGAUUCAUACCAAUGCAGCUGUAAAUUGUUUGAGAGGAUUGGAAAGAUAUGUAGUCACAUAUUUUUCAUACUUAAAAACAACCACGUGAAGCUGAUCCCUGACACCUUAUUUGGAGGUCGAUGGUUGAAGACACCACUAAUGAAGGCUACACAUGGUGUUUUAUCUAAGGAGGACAUGACAUACGCAUUUGCAGAUGAGAAGAAAAUGGCGAUAAAGAAGUUGUAUUCUUCCUUUUUUGAGUUGGUGCAAGCCGUGGAAAGCGACAUUGAAAAAAUUCAUGCUGCCACUGCCCUCAUUGAUGAUGCCAAAAAAGGUUUGUUCAGUGGAGAUGUCGUAAUGUCGGCCUUUGACAAGAAGAAGAUGAUUGAGAGCUUUUAUGGCUGUGAGAAGCCGGAAGAAGUCGACGUUCAUCCUCCUGAAUAUGUGAAUACAAAAGGUUGCGGCAGUACUGCUGCAGCUAGGUUGAUUUCAAAGAAGGAGAAAGCCAUUCAGCUGUCAAAAAAACCUCAACGUCGUUGCGCAAAGUGCAAAGAGAUGGGGCACCAUGACUCGCGGAACUGCACCAGAGUCAAAGAAAAAGAAAAGGAGCUGCGCCAGAGUCAAAGAAAAGAAAAACGUCGUAGAAAGUCUCAAAGUUAA